AUGCAAGUUAUAGCCUCUGCCGCGUCGUCCUCCCCCUCCUCACCUUCCCAUAAGGAGGUCACUCUGCGGUCAUGGGCGAAACUCAAGACUGUACUCCAAAAUGGCCUUGUUUAUUUGGAUGGAACGAGCUUGGACAUCGCCAGUGUGAUUGCUGUUGCUCGUGAGGGAUGUGGGGCACAAGUCUCUAGUGAGCCUGAAGUCGCCAAAAAGGUCCACGCAGGCAUUGAGACGCUGAAUGAUUACCUGGCCAAAGGUUACUCUAUCUAUGGGGUCAACACUGGGUUCGGAGGCAGCGCAGAUACCCGCACACCGGAUGUGGCUCGUUUACAGCAGUCACUGCUCCAAUUGACCCAGUCCGGUAUCUUAACGGGGACUGACUUCGUUCCGCGAGUGGGUGAUUACAACUUGGGCUCCCAUGCCAUGCCUGUGGCGUGGGUACGGGCCACAAUGCUUGUGCGGUGCAAUCACCUUCUGCGAGGCCAUUCCGGCGUGCGGCUGGAAAUCAUUGACGCCAUGUUAAAACUGCUCCAGAUGGGGCUCACUCCGAUUGUGCCCUUGCGGGGCUCGAUUUCUGCAUCAGGCGACCUGAUGCCCCUGUCAUACUUAGUGGGCGUUUUGGAAGGAAACCCGGAUAUUCAAGUUCAUUGGGAUCGACAGCCAGAAGUUCAAAUUGUGUCGACCAACAUGGCACUGGAGAUCGCCGGUCUUGAGCCCUUCAUCCUGGGACCUAAGGAAGGCCUUGGUUUGAUAAAUGGUGCGGCCGCUUCUGCGGCUGUAGGCGCUUUGGCAGCGGGUGAGGCCAACCAACUCAUGCUUCUGGCGCAAACCCUCACCGGCAUGACCUGUGAGGCCAUGUUGGGAAAUGCGGAGAACUAUCAUGAGUUUCCGGCUAAAAUCAGGCCUCAUUCUGGCCAGAUUGAGGUGGCAGCCAAUGUCCGCAAUGGGCUGUUAGGCUCUCGGAUGGUUGAAACUUCGGCCGGAAAGGACCACUUCCGGCAGGGACUGUUCCAAGAUCGGUAUGCUCUCCGCGGCGCUUCGCAGUGGCUCGGACCGGUUGUGGAGGACCUAGAACUGGCCGUACAACAGAUCACCACAGAGCUCAAUUCCACCCAGGAUAAUCCUGUGAUCGAUUCGGAAUCGAGGGAAGUGUACUUCUGCUGUAACUUCCAGGCGGCAUCUAUCUCAAUGGCCAUGGAGAAGAUGCGCGGGGGCUUACAGAUGGUUGGGAAACUCUUGUUCAGCUACUCCUCUGAGCUCAUCAACCCGGAUCUGAAUAAGGGUUUGCCGCCCAAUCUUGCGGUGGAUGACCCUAGCCUGUCAUUUACUAUGAAGGGCGUGGACAUAAACAUGGCCGCGUACAUGUCGGAGCUUGGAUUUUUGGCAAACUCGGUGGCUUCGCAUGUGCAAUCCGCCGAAAUGAACAACCAACCGAUUAACUCGUUGGCCCUAAUUUCUGCACGAUACACACUGCAGGCGGUGGAGCUGGUCUCCAUGAUGAGUGCGGCCCACCUAUAUGUGACAUGCCAGGCGCUGGAUUUGCGCUUGCUCCACGAGACCUUCUUGGAUGGCCUGGAGAGUGUGGUGCGGUCAACGCUACUGAUCGCGUUCGAUUCGAUGGAAACGGAUGCGGCGCAACGGCUGCAGACCGAAGUCAUUAAGUCUCUUCGCAGUUCCUGGAAGGUAACCUCGCGCGAAGACCUGUCAGUUCGGAUUCAAGCCUUCUCCACAGCCAUGGCACCCGUCCUAUUGGUGCAUGUAAACGACCUGAACGCGAAGGAUGCUAUCUCAGCGAUAAAUUCGGUACAGAAGCGCAUCUGUGAGGAAGGACAGUCGCUUUUCGAGGCGACGCGGAACCGAACCUAUUCUGGUGAUCUCAACGCAGAAUCCUCGCUGGGACCUGCUUCCAAGGCUCUCUAUUCCUUUGUGCGACGGGACCUUGGCGUUCCCUUCCAUUGUGGCAUUUGGGAACAUCCCACUACCGAUGCUCAAGCAGCGGCAGGAAUGCCACAACGCCCACGAAAAACGAUUGGCUCGUGGAUUUCAAUUAUCUAUGAAUCCAUCCGUGAUGGGCGUAUCCGUCAGCCCUUACGUGCUGACUAG
Molecule: messenger RNA, 2100 nt
Organism: Aspergillus glaucus CBS 516.65
Lineage: Eukaryota; Fungi; Ascomycota; Eurotiomycetes; Eurotiales; Aspergillaceae
Exons: 3
Coding region: 1-2100 (699 amino acids)
Biological process (GO): L-phenylalanine catabolic process
Cellular component (GO): cytoplasm
Molecular function (GO): ammonia-lyase activity
Source: RefSeq, a predicted model, not a curated record